This is a messenger RNA of Drosophila hydei, 1685 nucleotides long. RefSeq lists its product as uncharacterized. Lineage: Eukaryota; Metazoa; Arthropoda; Insecta; Diptera; Drosophilidae. The transcript is spliced from 3 exons. The record is from RefSeq and is a predicted model, not a curated record. The coding region runs from base 142 to 1395 and encodes 417 amino acids.
UUCCAUUGAGCCAAUCAAGUGGCGAGCAGAUGCACCCAAAGACGUUCCAUUGGGGUUAAUUGGAACUGAACUAACCGGAUACUUUGAUUUUGUAUAUAAAGCGUUCGGUCAACACGUCGAACUGAUUCAAAGCCAAACAUAAUGUCGGGUACAACGGACACGCUGCCGCUUUACUUAACGCCACAGUUCUUCAGGCGCAGCCUGGAGCACGGCCUGCAGCAGCAGGACUUAAAAGUUCUGGACGUCCAGCUGACCGAUCUGACGCGCGGCGGCGAGAACUACUGCAGUAACAUAUAUCGAGCGAGUGUCAAGUACGAGACAGCCGAACGCAAGCAGUUGCACUGUUCGCUGAUUGUCAAGUGCAUGCCAGCCGAGAAGCAGGCUAUACUGGCACGCCUGCACAUCUAUAGCAAGGAGACCGUCUUCUACCUGCACAUCAAGCCAAAGCUGGAGGCGCUCAUGUGGCGUUCGGUUGCACACGAAGAACCCUGGACCUUGGGCGCCAGGCACUACUACUCAACUACGCAGCCCGAGCAGACCAUUAUAUUUGAGGACCUGUGCUGUGAGGGUUAUCAGCUGAAAUGCCGACAGCUGGGCCUGGAUGCGGCUCAUGCGAUGUUGGUGAUGCGUAAGCUGGCCGAGUAUCAUGCCCUGACUAUGAUCAUGGCCGAUCAUGAGCCCGAAACCGUGAUAGAUCGCUAUCCAUUUGGACUGCUGCACAUGGAUGCCAUCAAGUCGGAGCCCUUUAAGCUGCUCUUUGGCACUCAGCUGCUUAAGCUGGCGGCGUUGAUCAGUGAUUGUGAGGGGUUUGGCUCAAUAACGCGCAAACUCUAUCGCUAUCAUGAACAUUUUACGGAACGUGUGCUCAAAUCGGUUUACCCACUGCGAGGCGUUUAUAAUGUGCUCAACCACGGGGAUCUGUGGAUAAACAACAUAUUCUUCAAGUACGAUGAGCACAGCAAGGUGCAGCAGGUGAAAAUUAUUGACUUUCAGCUGUGCUUCUAUGGCAGCCUGGGCUUCGAUGUGAACUACUUUCUCAAUACCAGCCUGGAGCUGGAUGUGCUUAAGACGAAGCGUCAACAGCUGAUUGAUGGAUAUUUUGAUGCAUUGUUGGAUUGCUUGAAGCAGCUGCCCUGGCGCAAGCCAUUGCCCAAAUAUGACGAUAUUAUGGCCGAGAUACGUGAACGCGAGGCUUAUGGAUUUUUUGUCGCCUUUGGGUUCUUUCCGCUCAUGAGCAUGAUCGGCGUCGACUCGGAGGACAACUCAUUGAAGAACUUUCACGAUGAGGAGUUCGCCAGGCAGAAAGUGCAGCUCAUGUUCGAAGGCAACGCACGCACUCUCGAGAGUCUCAAGUUCACAUUGCAGCGUUUAGAUGAUUUGCAAGUCUUCGACUGAAGGCAACGGGCAGCGAAUGCAUUUCGUUAUUCAAAGCGGUUCAAAUACAUUAGAAAUUGCAUCAUUCUUUCAAUUGAGUCUCAACUGUUUUUCGAUUAUUUUGUGAAUUUAUUACUUAAGGCCCGGGUUCACAAAUAGUGCAAAUUGUUUAUUGUUUUAAGCCAUGACCAAAUGUCAUUCUGAUUAUAUAAGAUCUUUUCUGAUAUAGCUGCCGACGUAUAAUGCAAAUUACUAUUAUAAAGCGUUAAAGCGUGGCAGAGAAUCAUUUACAAAAUAAAUAAUAUAUUAGC